Prunus avium (sweet cherry) is the source of this 1664-nucleotide messenger RNA. Its product is annotated as Core-2/I-branching beta-1,6-N-acetylglucosaminyltransferase family protein. The record is from RefSeq and is a predicted model, not a curated record. Gene Ontology annotation, molecular function: glycosyltransferase activity. NCBI's taxonomy places the organism in Eukaryota, Viridiplantae, Streptophyta, Magnoliopsida, Rosales, Rosaceae. Gene Ontology annotation, cellular component: membrane.
CUCUCUCUCUCUCAUCACAAACAAAGCACAAAUUCAUUCCCUCGUUCAUUCAAUGGAAGCCAGCGCAACUCAACACAAUUGAAGUGACAAAAGUGUGAACCGAUCUGCUUUGGUUCCUCAAACGUAUCUGGCAUUUACUCAGCCACAAAUAGCCCUGUUUGUGCAACGCACAUGUUGGGUUUGAUUGAGAUUUGAAUCAAGAUGCAGUCAAGGGUGGUGGCAUUGGAGGAAGGCAAGGACCCUGCUACUGCAUUUAAAUCCAGCCAUGCUAGGGCCUUGCCUUUGAGACUAGUUCAAUUUCUUGUGAUGUUUGUAGUUCUGGGUAUCGGGGUUUCGAUUUUGAGUAUGCACACGAUUCGGUUUUUUGGAGUUCAACAUGUGGCUCCAACAGCACCAUCCACUAUUAGGCCUUGCUUUGAAGAGCCAAGCAGUUUAGAAAGCCGGAUUAGACCUCCAUCUAAUCUGUUGCACGCCAUGAAUGACACAGAGUUGCUGUGGCUGGCUUCAUCUGCUCCUCAAAUAAACGACUAUCCUUUUAAAAGAGUUCCCAAGAUUGCUUUCAUGUUCUUAACUAAGGGACCAUUGCCAAUGGAGCCUCUUUGGGAGCGGUUUUUUAAAGGACACGAAGGGCUUUACUCAAUCUACGUCCAUUCACUGCCAUCUUAUAAUCCUAACUUCUCGCCUUCGUCAGUGUUUCACAAGAGACAAAUCCCAAGCCAGGUAGCAGAGUGGGGAGAGAUGAGUAUGUGUGAUGCUGAGAGGAGACUCCUAGCUAAUGCGUUGCUCGACAUCUCAAAUGAAUGGUUUGUCCUCCUUUCUGAGGCAUGUAUUCCUCUCUACAACUUAAGCAUUGUAUAUCACUACCUAUCAAGAUCCAGGUACAGCUUUAUGGGUUCAUUUGAUGAAAUUGGACCAUACGGGAGAGGACGCUAUGACGAACGCAUGGCUCCUUUGGUCAAUCUCACUGAGUGGCGUAAAGGGUCUCAGUGGUUUGAGAUUAAUCGGAAACUUGCAGUUAGGAUUGUAGGAGACACAACUUACUACCCUAAGUUCAGAGACUUUUGCAAACCAGCAUGUUAUGUGGAUGAGCACUACUUUCAGACAAUGCUUAGCAUCGAGACUCCACAUCUUUUGGCAAACAGGACCCUUACUUACGUGGACUGGUCAAGAGGUGGUGCUCAUCCAGCUACAUUCGGCAAAGCUGAUAUUACAGAGGAGUUCUUCAAGAAAAUUGCUGGAAGUGACACAUGUCUUUACAACAACCAGCCAACCUCACUCUGUUUUCUUUUUGCAAGAAAGUUUGCCCCAAGUGCUUUGGAACCUCUAUUAGAAUUAGCAUCCAAAGUAUUUGGAUUUUGACAUAUCAUUGGCUUCUAAACUGCAUGUUUGGCGAAGUUCUGAUUGGAGCAUGCGAGUGUAGUUUUGAGUUAACCCCAGACCUGUCUGCUGAGAUUGAUUCCUUUUUACCCAAAUUCAAUAGGUUUUUUGAAACUUAAUGUUAAAGCAUAUUGUAUGUAUAGAAAAAUAGGACCUAAAAAGUAGCAUCUUAGAAAUUUUUCUGGUACAAUAAUGAUUUAUAUUCAUAUCUGGUGGGGAAUUGAUUGAAUGUAGUUCUACUGAAUCAUAUUUCAUUCAAUAAAUAUCCUGACCUAUUUCUUUUUCUA